CGCGGGCGCCAGCGGCCGGCGAACGCCGCCCGCGCCGGAGGUUUGUCCCCGCGCGCGCUCCGUCCGCCCGCGCGGCUCCGGCGCGGCCCCGCCGCGCGGCGAUGGGCGAGACCAUGUCCAAGCGGCUGCGCCUGCACCUGGGCGCCGAGGCGGAGAUGGAGGAGCGCGCGUUCGCCAACCGCUUCCCGGACUACGAGGCCGCCGCCUCCGCCGACGCCGCCGCCUCCGCCGCGGCCGAGGACGCGGACGACGCCAGCCCCGCGCCCGCCCCCGACGGGCUCGGCCUCCCGUUUCACGACGACGGGAAGAUCAUUCCCACCUUCACAAGGCGGAUCCAGACCAAAAUCAAAGAUCUGCUUCAGCAGAUGGAAGAAGGGCUGAAGACGGCCGACCCACAUGACUGCUCUGCUUACACUGGCUGGACAGGCAUAGCGCUGCUGUACCUGCAGCUGCACCGGGUGACAGGUGACCAGACCCACCUGCUGCGGUCCCUGGAUUACGUCAAGAGGACGCUUCGGAACCUGAGCGGCCGCAGGGUCACGUUCCUCUGCGGAGACGCGGGGCCGCUGGCCGUGGGUGCGGUGGUGUACCACAAGCUCAAGAGCGACGGCGAGUCCCAGGAGUGCAUCGCAAAACUUUUGCAGCUCCAGAAAUCCAUCGUCUGCCAAGAUUCGGACCUCCCCGAUGAGCUGCUUUAUGGCCGGGCCGGGUACCUGUACGCCCUCCUCUACCUGAACACGGAGAUUGGGCCGGGCACCGUGUCUGAGUCGGCGGUCAGAGAGGUCGUCACUGCUAUCGUUGAGUCGGGCAAGGCCCUGUCGAGGGAGGAGAGGAAGGCGGAGCGCUGCCCCCUGCUGUACCAGUGGCACCGGAAGCAGUACGUGGGGGCCGCCCACGGCAUGGCCGGCAUCUACUACAUGCUGAUGCAGCCAGCAGCAAAAGUGGACCAGGAAACGCUGGCCGAGAUGGUGAAGCCCAGCAUUGACUAUGUCCGCCACAAGCGCUUCCGCUCCGGCAAUUACCCGUCGUCCCUCAGCAACGAAACGGACCGGCUGGUCCACUGGUGCCACGGGGCCUCGGGGGUCAUCCACAUGCUCAUGCAGGCGCACAAGGUGUUCAAGGAGGAGAAGUACCUGAAGGACGCCGUGGAGUGCAGCGAUGUCAUCUGGCAGCGCGGCCUGCUGCGCAAGGGCUACGGGCUCUGCCACGGCACAGCCGGCAACGGCUACUCCUUCCUGUCCCUGUACCACCUCACCCAGGACAGGAAGCACCUCUACCGCGCCUGCAAGUUUGCAGAGUGGUGUCUGGACUACGGUGCCCACGGAUGCCGCAUCCCUGACAGGCCCUACUCCCUCUUCGAAGGCAUGGCUGGUGCGAUCCACUUUCUCUCCGACGUCCUGACCCCCGAGACAUCCCGGUUCCCGGCGUUUGAACUUAGCCCUUCGCAGACGGAUAAAAAGAUGUAAAAAGACUCCUCAGAGCCCCAUCGGGACCAAAAGCCACGAGACUGCUCGGUGCCUGACGGGAAGCCGGCCCUGUGUGCAGUGGCCCUGGACCUGGCGCCGAGUGGCCGCUCCCGUCACGCCCGUCACAGCCCCACCCCCGGCCACGCCGUCCUCACACCCAGCUCUCCGCGUUUGCAUGUCCCUGGUGUUUGCUGUGUGGGUUUCAGCUGUGCUAGGCAGAAGGCCCUCCGUGCCCUCGCGCGGAGCUGGCCCCGGGACACGUGGCAGCCCCUUCUCUGUGAGGCACUUCCCGGCGGGGCGGGCCGGGCCGGGCGGCACCAGUGCUCACACCCGCACCUCACACUGCGCCUCCGGCAGGAGGGAAGGGCGCCAGGCCCGGAAGCGGAGCCGGUGAGAAGGUUUGGCUGCAGGGGCCCAGGGCUCAGCCUUCCCUCCAGGAUUCAGUGCUCACCUCGGUGUUGUUUGUUGUUGUUGUUGUUUUAUUUUCUUUACAUCCUUACCCGAGGAUCUGUUUUGCUGGCUGAGAGAGAGAGGAGAGGUGAGGAGAGAGAUUGCCUCCCGCACGUGCCCUGACGGGGACUCGAACCUGCAGCCUUUGGAUGUACAAGAAUGACGCUCCAACCACUGAGCCACCGGCCCGGCUCACCCGGCGGUUUGAGCAGCCGCCGCCUCCCGCUCCCCUGGCCGUCUCAGCCGCGUGGCCUCGGGAGCCGGGCGGCUCCAGGUGAACCUUCCGUGGCAGCUGUGUGUCCGGGCCCAGCGUGGGCAGUCCUCGGCUCCCCGUCCGUCCGCGUUGUGUGUGUGGCUUUAAGUUCCGUGAGAAGUUCCAGAAGGCGACCGGCAGGCAGGUCUCUGUCCCGGGUCCCUGCGAUUAAACUGUCACACUUGGUCAGUUA
Molecule: messenger RNA, 2362 nt
Organism: Pipistrellus kuhlii (Kuhl's pipistrelle)
Lineage: Eukaryota; Metazoa; Chordata; Mammalia; Chiroptera; Vespertilionidae
Gene: LANCL2
Product: LanC like 2
Exons: 9
Coding region: 102-1466 (454 amino acids)
Biological process (GO): carbohydrate metabolic process; peptide modification
Cellular component (GO): plasma membrane
Source: RefSeq, a predicted model, not a curated record